Messenger RNA from Sclerotinia borealis F-4128, 1350 nucleotides. The record is from the annotation of a GenBank genome assembly. NCBI's taxonomy places the organism in Eukaryota, Fungi, Ascomycota, Leotiomycetes, Helotiales, Sclerotiniaceae.
AUGGGUAUCGAAUUAAAUCAAGCUAGUCUACAAAAGGCUUUUCAAUCCCGUCCAGAUAUACAAAAUGCCAUAGCAGCAGCAUCGCAAGCCGGCCCAGAAUAUAUCGAGCUUUUCAAUCAAAUUUCUCUACACAUCUGCGAGACAAUAUCCCAGCAAACCUCAGAACCAGCUUCGAAGAAACGCCGCAUAGACGAGAGCCUUGCAAGUCGAAGCGUUCAGAAUGGCACAAGUGGCACAUCAAAUGGUGCCGGUAGUGCACCUGCAACUGGAGAAGAUUCAGUCUUACUUGAGAUCAAAGAAAUCUCAGUGGUCAUACCGCAGCGCAAGAAAUAUACCCUCUGCUUCACAUCAGCACAUCUCUACGCACAAUUGCCAACUUCCGAGGAACCUGUGACUGGCAUGAGCUAUGCUUGGAAGGACAUUGAAUAUGUAUUUUGUCUUCCAGUCCCAGAGAAGACGCAAAAACAAUAUAACUACAUACUCUUCCCCAAGAACUCUAUUAUAACACCCUCCAAAACUUCACCUUCUGCACCACCCACAAAUGAACCUUUAGUUUUUACCAUCACAGAUGGCGCGCCAAAAAUAGGUACUAUUGGGGGAACAGAUAGUUCAGCGGCUUCAUCAGUCUCCGAUGACUACAAAGCCCUUUUCAACUGGGCUCUUACCACUCGGUUGAAGGCUGCCGGUAAUACUCUCAAGAUAGCAGAAUCGGACCCUAGAUUAUUUUCUAGUGCAAUAAGGCAAAGUCAUCGGCCGAGCGAGAAAGCAGUGCAUGUCAGGGCAUUCAGAGGAUCUAAAGAUGGAUAUCUGUUUUUCCUGCCUACUGGAAUAUUAUGGGGCUACAAAAAGCCAUUGCUAUUUCUACCGCAUAACCGCAUCGCUGCAUUAUCAUUCACAAGCGUCUUGCAACGGACCUUCAACCUCUCGCUGGAUAUCGACAUGUCCACUCCAGGCGGCGAAGACCUUACCGAAGAGAUGGAAUUCCAAAUGAUAGACCAAGAAGAUUUCGCCGGCAUAAACGAGUUUGUACAAAGACAUGGAUUACAAGAUAAGAGUAUGGCCGAACAGCGUAAGGCUAAGCGGUUGAAUGUGAAUGUGAUGAAGGAUGAAGAGGGGAAUGUAGUAGGAAAUGCGGAGGCGGGAGAAUUAGAUAGGGCAGCACAGGAAGCGGAACAGGCGGCGUUGGAUGAGGAAGAUGAGGAAGAGGAAGAUUAUGAUCCGGGGAGUGAGGGUGAGAGUGAAGGGAGUGGGACGAGUGAUGGUGAGGAGGAUGAUGAUGAUGAUGAUGAUGAUGCUGGGGAUGCUGAGAAGGAUGAGGAUGGGGAUGACGGGGAGGAGGAAGAGUUGUAG